GUCGACGAUUGAAGAUUGAAUAUUGAAGAUCGGCCAACAAGCCUCUGACCGGAAUCUACGCCGUUGCGCUUUCCUAGCCUUUGUAGCCAACAUGAAGCAGAGGUUCUCUUCCUUGGAUGUCAAGGUAAUCGCCCAUGAGCUAUCCCAAUCGUUGGUUACGCUGCGUCUUUCCAAUGUCUAUGAUCUUAGCUCCAAGAUCCUUCUUCUCAAGUUCGCCAAGCCGGACAACAAGAAGCAGCUCCUCAUAGACUCGGGUUUCCGAUGCCACCUUACCGAAUUCGCCCGAACCACUGCUGCCGCCCCGAGCCCCUUUGUUGCGCGCCUGCGAAAGUUCCUCAAGACCAGAAGAGUCACCAGCGUCGCUCAGAUCGGUACCGACCGUAUCAUCGAGUUCCAGUUCGGCGAUGGCCAAUACCGGCUGUAUCUCGAGUUCUUUGCCAGCGGGAAUAUCAUCCUAACGGAUAGCAAGCUCGUUAUACUGGCGCUGUUGCGGAAUGUCCCAGAAGGAGAGGGGCAAGAGCCCCAGAGGGCUGGUUCGACGUACACUCUGGAGAAUAGGCUGAACUUUGCUGGCAUUCCGCCAUUGACAAAGGGGAGGUUGAGGGAUGCCCUCAAGACCACAGUCGAGAAGGCCGCGGCGGCGCCUCAACCUGCCGGCAAGCCCACCAAGAGGAAGGGCGAGGAUCUCAGAAGAGGUCUUGCGACUACCAUAACGGAGUUGCCGCCAAUGCUAGUCGAUCACGCGUUCAGGCUUACGGACUUCGAUCCCACUACGAAGCCCACCCAAAUCCUGGAGAGUGAGACCCUACUCGACGCUCUGUUCCAGUCGUUAGAGAAGGCUAGAAGUAUAGUCGAGGCUAUUACCAGUUCCCCGACUACCAAAGGCUAUAUCAUUGCGAAGUCAAAACCGAAUGCUGCAGCAUCGCUGGCGUCGGGGGACACAUCUGGAGAUAGGCCGCCCGACUUGUUGCUCUACGAAGACUUUCAUCCCUUCUUGCCAAAUCAAUUUGAGAACGACACGGCAUACACGAUCCUGACAUUCGAUGGUUUCAACAAGACCGUCGACGAGUUCUUCUCCUCGGUCGAAGGACAAAGGCUGGAGUCCAAACUCAGUGACCGCGAGGCCGCUGCAAUGAGGAAAUUGGACGCAGCGCGCUCAGAUCAGGCAAAGCGCCUAGAAGGCCUCCAAGAAGCUCAGACGCUCAACUUGCGCAAAGCCGCCGCGAUAGAAACCAAUAUCGAACGUGUCGAGGAAGCUAUGGAUGCCGUCAAUGGCCUGCUUCACCAGGGAAUGGAUUGGGUCGACAUUAAUAAGCUUGUUGAGCGGGAAAAGAGGAUCGGCAAUCCGGUUGCCGAGAUCAUCAAGCUGCCCAUGAAACUAGCCGACAACAUCAUCACUUUAGUCAUAGGGGAGGAAGAAGAGGACGAUCAGGAAGACGAUUUCGACUACGAGACGGAUUCCUCAGAGGCCGAAAGCACCUAUGCCGCCACGGACACGGUUAAACAGGAUCCAGUGGUGAAGCGCCUCGAGGUAGACAUCAACCUUACCCUGACACCAUGGAGCAACGCCAGGGAGUACUACGAUGAAAAGCGGACUGCUGCCUCGAAGGAGCAGAAAACGCUCCAACAGUCCACAGUUGCACUGAAAAAUGCCGAGAAGAAGAUCACCCAAGAUCUCAAAAAGGGUUUGAAACAAGAGAAGGCAAUUCUUCAACCUAUCCGACGGCAGAUGUGGUUUGAGAAGUUCACCUGGUUCAUCUCUUCGGACGGCUACCUGGUCCUCGGUGGCCGAGAUGCUCAGCAGAAUGAGAUACUUUAUAAGCGUUACCUUCGGCGAGGAGAUAUAUAUGUCCAUGCCGACCUUCACGGCGCCUCGAGUGUCAUCAUCAAGAACAACCCAAAAACCCCAGAUGCACCCAUCCCCCCGUCGACAUUGUCUCAAGCUGGAAAUAUGUCUGUUUGUUCUUCUAGUGCCUGGGACUCGAAAGCAAGCAUGUCCGCCUGGUGGGUCAAGGCCGAACAGGUUUCAAAGUCUGCCCCGACUGGCCAGUUCCUUCCAGCCGGAAGCUUCAUGGUUCGUGGGGAGAAGAACUUCCUGCCACCCGCUCCGCUGCUCCUCGGAUUUGCCCUUCUGUUCAAGAUCAGCGAGGAGAGCAAGGCAAAGCAUGUCAAGCACCGGCUCCAUGGCGACUACGACCUAUCGGCGGCACGUGGAUCCGAAUCAGAAGGGCGAGGGCAGGCUGAUGAGGGCCAGCGACAACCACCAGAGGCCGACUCUGACUCGGGUAGCGAGAGUGGGGAUGAUGAAGGAGAGGCGCAGCAGCAGCGCUCAAACCCAUUACAGCCGACUGCUGCUAAGGAGGAUGAGGAAGAGGAUGAGGCGGAGGCGGAGGAUGAACAGGACGAAAGUGCCGAUGAGACUGCGAAAUCCCAUGAACCCCCUUCCGACAAGCUCGCCAGUCUACAAGUCGCGGAUCAGGAGCCCAGACCGACCGUUCCAGAAGUAGAUGCCUCGGCAAAUGACGAAGGAUCCGGCGAGGAACUCUCCUCACCUCGACCCAGUGCCGCAACCCCGUCCAGGGCCGGGACCCCAUCCACAACCUCGCAACCCCAAGGCCAAAAGAAAGGCCAACAAAAACGCGGCCAGCGCGGCAAGGCCAAAAAGAUGGCCGCCAAGUAUAAGGACCAAGACGAGGAGGACCGGGCACUGAUGGAGUCCCUCAUCGGUACGGCCGCCGGCCGCCAGAGGGCCGAGGCAGAAGCGGCGGCCAAGGCCGCGCGCGAGGCCGAGGCGGCGGCGGCGCACGAGCGGCGGCAGCGGCAGCAGGAGCGGGCCAUGAGGGAGACGGCGGAGCACGAGGAGAUGCGCCGCGUCAUGAUGGACGAGGGCGUCGACGUGCUCGACGACGCCGAGGCGGCCGAGGCGACACCGCUGGACGCGUUGGUGGGCACGCCGCUGCCCGGCGACGAGGUCGUGGAGGUCGUGGCCGUGUGUGCGCCAUGGGCGGCGCUCGGGAGGUACAAGUACCGGGCCAAGCUGCAGCCCGGCGCGCAGAAGAAGGGGAAGGCGGUCCGCGAGGUGGUGGAGCGGUGGAAGGCCGGCGCGGCGAGGAAGGGCGCCGUCGACGAGACGGCCAGGGACGCGGAGCGCAUGUGGCCCCGGGAGGUGGAGCUGAUCAAGGCGUUGAGGCCCGAGGAGGCGCUCAACUGCGUGCCCGUGGGGAAGGUGAGGGUCAUGAUGGCCGGAGGGUCUGGGGGCGGAGGUGGUGGAGGGGGCGGCAAAGGGGGCAAGGGGGGUGGGCAGGUGAAGGGAGGUGGGAGGGGAGGAAGGGGGAGCAAGAAGAAGUAG
Phialemonium atrogriseum is the source of this 3349-nucleotide messenger RNA. Its product is annotated as fibronectin-binding protein A N-terminus-domain-containing protein. NCBI's taxonomy places the organism in Eukaryota, Fungi, Ascomycota, Sordariomycetes, Cephalothecales, Cephalothecaceae. Gene Ontology annotation, biological process: ribosome-associated ubiquitin-dependent protein catabolic process; rescue of stalled cytosolic ribosome. The record is from RefSeq and is a predicted model, not a curated record. The transcript is spliced from 2 exons. Gene Ontology annotation, cellular component: RQC complex. Gene Ontology annotation, molecular function: ribosomal large subunit binding; tRNA binding. The coding region runs from base 92 to 3349 and encodes 1085 amino acids.